Carya illinoinensis is the source of this 720-nucleotide messenger RNA. RefSeq lists its product as uncharacterized. The record is from RefSeq and is a predicted model, not a curated record. The transcript is spliced from 5 exons. NCBI's taxonomy places the organism in Eukaryota, Viridiplantae, Streptophyta, Magnoliopsida, Fagales, Juglandaceae. Bases 1 to 720 code for a protein of 239 amino acids.
AUGGACGUGGAUGAUGAUGGAAGGGUACGGAAUGUGUUUUGGGCUGAUGCACGAAGUCGAGCGGCCUAUGAAUAUUUUGGGGACGUUGUAACCCUUGACACAAUGUACCUAACAAAUAGGCAUGCACUUAGAGUUUGUCAGUUGAAAAAGACUAAUGUGCUGCCAGAUCGUUACGUGUUGGAUUGCUGGAGAAAUGACUUAAAGAGGAGAUACACAUUACUUAGAAGUAGUUACGAUGACCAACGGGACAGAUCAGACGCACGGAAUUAUGAGCUUGUGGUUAAAAGAUGUUCGCAAUUGGCAACCAAAAUAUCCCCAGAUAAUGAAAAAGUCAGUGCAUUCCUACGUGUUGUUAAUGAAUUUGAUACAAAAUGUGAAGGUUCAGCACAUGAGUCGACAUUUGACCAAAUGAGGGCCAAACCAGAUGAGGUCUUGGAUCAGGGUAAGAAGGUGUUAAGCCCCAACGUGGUCAGAGGGAAAGGGAGACCCCCAAGUAAGAGGAAGAUGUCACCCAUGGAAAAGAUGGCAACAAAGAGAAAGAGACUGACUUGCAGGAAAAUCUUGGUAGAUGAAACACAAUUGGGUGACACUGCAGGAUCUCAGCAACACCAAUUUGAUGAUGGGGUUGGUGUUGGGACACAAAACUCCAUUCUAACACAUUCAACUCCACCGGGCAAUGAGAUGGGUGACUCAAUUGAUGCAAUGAAGUUAACAAUGUAA